GAGAGGGAAAAGAGGGAGAACGAGAUGAAGAAGAAAUUCAAGAUCACAGGACAGGAGGAUGCCCUUUACCAGGCAAGAGUAGUUGUAACUGCAAAGGGACGAAAGACUGAUCUCCCCGUCAAAGCAGGAGACACGAUCAGCAUUAUUCGAACAGCAAACUGCCCCAAAGGAAAGUGGCUGGCCAGAGACAGCACCAACAGCUAUGGGUAUGUCGCCGUUGACCAUGUGGAACUGGACAUCAAGGAGAUGUUAGAGCUGGGAAGGAAAACUCAUCCCGGGUCAAACAAUAACUUUAUCGAACCAGACGGUGCCCGCAUGAUUUCACAUGACUCAAACCAUUAUCAAUUACCAGGAGAAAGCUUCACAGACGACAGUGAGGAGUGGAGCGGUGAUGAUGAUGAACCUCCCUCUGGUUCUCCAAGUACACAGGCUGUACUAGGUCAUACCCGGACAUUCUCCAUGCCAGAUGUGGGAAACAAAGACCUUAGCGUGAACCACCAGCACAGUCACAGUGACAUGGGUCAUGAUAGCUCCCACAACCAAGCACUUCAGAGGUUGUCCACAUUUUUCCAUUCACAAAAAAAUGUAGAGCCAGCUGCAAGCACCGAUGAACCAGUAAUGAGUUACACUGCAGGUUCUGUGAAUGCGGCACAAGAAGCAAAUCACACGCCUGAGGCUGUGUCAGCAGGAGAUACAGAUUUUGUUCCUGAUACACUCAUUUUACCUCCUCCUGUCAUGUAUGCCGAUGGAGUGGAGUGAAGCUGAACAGAAACUCCCCCAGGUGGAACUGCAUUUGUCUGCAGCAUUACCUGCUGGACUAUGAUCUUAUUUAUCCAAUGACUGCAUUCGUGAAGUAGAAUUACAUUUAACAACAAUGAGAAUUAUAUCAUCUGGGCAAACGGAAAUCUUUCUUCUGUUCUUUCAAAUGCUGCAAUGUGGAACCAGCAUGGGACAGUUGAUCUGCUUGCUUUAAGUGAUCACGGUGAACUGCGUUGCACAGACACACACAGUAUUUGUGGACAAUGUGAUCCUGGAAACUCUCGUAGGGACAAUGAACUGCUUUCUGUGCAAAAACCAGAAUGGAAAAUAUAUUUAAAGUGGAGGAAAUAAGGGAAAGAACAACGGAAUGGAAACAGCGGUUUUUCUUAUCAGAUGGAAGUGUGUGUAGCUAAGAAAUACUGGAAAAAGCUUCAUUUGUUUUAAGAUGCAUCCAUUAGAAACAAUUAACCAGCUGUAAGCAGCAAGUAAUGUGAGCUAAUACCAGUAAUAUUCCUGGUUUAUGUUUAUCUACAGUACUCCAGCAUUUAAAAACAUUGUUUGUAUUUUUUGCACAUAAGCUUUUGCUAAUUUGUAAUUUGUACACUCAUUAUUGUUUUCAGUGUCAACUGUGGUAUUUGGAAGGGACUAUGUGACUACUCAUGCUACAAUACAUAUGACCUUUGAGUUUGACUUCUUUUUCAUUGGACCCAAAUAACCAGCAUGCUGUGUAAUAUAAUAGGUAUAAAAUAUAGCAUUUGCUCUGUAUUGAUCAUAGCUGCAACUUCUAGAGGGAUAUCCAUCAACUGAAUUUUCUUUACUUUUUAUAGAGCUUUUACCUGCCUCUGACACUAACAGUUCCCUAUAAACAGAUGAAUAAGUAUU
This is a messenger RNA of Maylandia zebra (zebra mbuna), 1641 nucleotides long. RefSeq lists its product as uncharacterized. NCBI's taxonomy places the organism in Eukaryota, Metazoa, Chordata, Actinopteri, Cichliformes, Cichlidae. Gene Ontology annotation, cellular component: plasma membrane. Gene Ontology annotation, biological process: T cell receptor signaling pathway; integrin-mediated signaling pathway; protein localization to plasma membrane. The record is from RefSeq and is a predicted model, not a curated record. Gene Ontology annotation, molecular function: protein binding.